AUGGCUUCUACAUCGAUAGCAGACAAAUUGAGAGCAUUGAAAGAACCAAUUAUCUCAGCAGAAGAUUUACGUCAAGGAGCAAUACAGUUCAAACACUGUUUUCUGGGAAAAGUUUAUUCAGAUAAAGCCUUCUCAGUUAGUGACUUGGACAAAGAGCUGAAGAUUCUGUGGCCGAAAAGUAAAGAUAUUUACAUAAAAAAAGAAGAAGAUGAAUCUUUUCUAGUAAAGUUCCAAACACAAGAUGAAUAUGAUGUCGUUCUAAAGUUAAGGCCCUGGUUUCUAGAUGGAGAUUUGUUUGUUCUUGUUCCAUGGAAUCCUGAAAUACCAAAAAGUCUAGUGGAUCUGACAAAGCAGCUAUUCUGGUUAAGGCUUUAUAACAUGCAGCCGGGUUUUGCAACUGUUAACAUUGUGUAUAGUUUAUCUACAGUAAUGGGAGAAGUAAAAGAAUUGGACCCGCCUGAUUGUGUUCUUCCUAAAGGAAAGAUACAAAGAGUCUCAGUUGUGAUUGAUGUUCGUAAUCCACUUCCUAGAGGUUUUUGGGUGACGAAUGCUGCUGGUGAGGAAGUGUGGAUUAGGUUGUAUUAUGAAAAACAACCUUUUAAUCUCUGUAAUUUUUGUUACACCAUAGAUCAUAAUGAAGCAGACUGUUCUACAAUUGCGGCAGAUCUUCUUCAACAACAGAGGGGUCAUUUUUCCUCUACUUCUAUCUAUGAUCCUCCAUCAUGGACAAACCCAGAUGUGAGAAAGACUAAAGCUGCAAAACAACGAGCACUGGAGGCUAAUCAAAAGGCUAAAGGGAUAAAUAAUGAGGACCAAAGUACAAAUUUGGAUCAGCAUAUUGUGGUGACUGAAUCUGAUUGCAUGCAUGGAAUCCAGCAGAAUCCAGUUCAUUUUAUUAUGGAAGUUUCAAAGGACUCAGUAAAUCUGAAAGAACAACAUAAAGACAAAAUGGUCAGAGACAUUCCUCUCUCGUCUAUUCCCUCUGAGACUGAAGAUGGAGGUAAUGCUCAAGGUAUGUUACAGACACAUGCAUUAGAAAAUUUACAUGAUUCAGUGGUCCAAAGACAUGAAAAAAAAAUCAGAAUUGAAGAAGGUGGUCCUAGUAAUUUCAAUGUCAUGCAGCAUAAUAAUGCUAAUAAUCUAUAA
Messenger RNA from Papaver somniferum (opium poppy), 1146 nucleotides. RefSeq lists its product as uncharacterized. Bases 1 to 1146 code for a protein of 381 amino acids. The record is from RefSeq and is a predicted model, not a curated record. NCBI's taxonomy places the organism in Eukaryota, Viridiplantae, Streptophyta, Magnoliopsida, Ranunculales, Papaveraceae. The transcript has a single exon.